AUGGAAAAAGUGACACUGUCUCUUGCGCAGGCGCAGCCGAUCGAUCCGGAACUAACGGCGAAACUCCUGGGGCACGGCGUCGCCGUGUCGCCGGUUGUAACCGUGGAACCACGUAGACGUAAAUUCCACAAAGCGAUCACGCUAAGUAUGCCCGCGCCGAGAGCGCACUCGCAGGGCAUGAUCAACCAAUACUCAGGUUCGGCGCCGACACUUAGGCUACUCUGUUCGAUUACCGGUGGCACCACCAGAGCGCAGUGGGAGGACGUCACAGGCUCCACUCCCCUGACCUUCGUCAACGACUGCGUCUCGUUCACCACAACAGUAUCGGCGCGAUUUUGGCUUAUGGACUGCAGAAACAUAGGCGACGCUACCAAGAUGGCCACGGAACUAUACAAGGAAGCAAUCCACGUCCCGUUCAUGGCCAAAUUCGUCGUGUUCGCGAAACGCGUAGACCCCCUAGAAGCUAGACUGAGAGUCUUCUGCAUGACGGACGACAAAGAAGACAAAACCCUGGAGCACCAAGAGCACUUCACCGAGGUUGCAAAAAGCCGCGAUGUUGAGGUAAUGGAAGGCAAACCACAAUACAUAGAAUUCGCAGGGAACCUGGUGCCCAUCACCAAAAGCGGCGAGCAGCUGCAGUUCGCCUUCAGGGCGUUCAAAGAGAAUCGCCUGCCGUUCUCGGUGAGAGUCAAAGAUCAACACGCCGAAGCCGUCGGACGAUCGCUCUUCAUGAAGGAGGCCAAAGUUCCCAAAGGCGAACCACCCCAACAACCCAUUUGCAUACUUAACAUUGUACUCCCGGACGAUAUCGUCUCGGAAACAAUUUCGCUCACCGACAGCGACUCGUGGAAGAGAUCGGGCUUCCUGAAGGACACGUACGAGUACUACAGACCAGACCCGCGGCUUGCCGACAUGAGCAACCUCCUCGGCGAGGACUGGGUUCCGUUGGCCAACCAGCUCGGACUUACCGUCUCCGAGAUUAACGUAAUCAAAUCCGAAUACCCCGACAGCGUGGCGAAGCAGGCGCAGUCGAUGCUCAGAAUGUGGAUAUCGCAGUCUGGCAACCGCGCACAAGGAAACGUCCUAGAAAACGCACUCAUUAGGAUAGGUCGUGAAGACAUAAUACCUCAAUGCCUCAACGUCGAGCCAGUCGAGCACAUAUCGAGAAAGGAGCGCAAAACGUACUACGACAAGGAGCGAUUCAUCGACGCUGACGAUCACCCCCCUCGAGAAAGCUACGAGGACAAGUACUCCGCCGAAGAGAAGCUAAUCGACGAAACCUCGGACGACGACGAGAACUUCAAGAAGACCGUGUCCGAAAGGCGGAACAUAAUCGAGAAGCGCCUCUCGGCGGAACGUGCGAUCCCCGCAUCUUCGCAGCGGGCCGAAAUUGUGCAGGAGAUAAGCACGAUCAAGCGUCAGAGUAUGGUCGAGGACAAGAUCGCCGAGGUGGAGGAGAAGCACAAGCCGACCAGAACGACGACGACGCGAACCACGCCGGACGGCACCGUCGUCACGGAAACUGUUGAGCAGAUCGUCAUCGGCAAACCACACGACGUUCAGCAGCUUUCGAGCGUUACGGUUACGAAACGCACAACAGAAUCGAUCACCAUACCGGAAGUACAGCCGUCGGCCGACCGGCGAGAUUCCGAUCUUUUGGAGGGCGUCACGCAGAUUUUGGAGACGACCAAGAAGACGGUGCCGAGAAUGGCAGCUGAAGAUCCGAACUCGCCGAAGUUAUCGAAGACGCCACCCCCGAGCCCUGCAGAUUUCAUAGUACGCGAACAGGCAGCCACAAUCCAAGCCAGCGCGUCUCCUCAGGAUGACGACGACUCCUUGGACACUGACGGUUUCCACGAGGAUCAGUGUCUGCUGGAAACGCCGACGCCCGGCGAAGACACUGGUGCCUCCUACCUCGGCGACUACCCACACGUUGACUACGACGCUAUCGAGCAGCAAGGCGUCACCGCCUUCGACGACGCUCGCCAAUACUACCAGCACCAAGCGAAAUUAUUUUUGGGCGAGCGUAAACGCUUGGCGUCCACCGAAGACUUCGACACCGACGCCGUUACCCCGUACAGGAUGGGUACGGACGAAGCUACCUCAAAACUAUUGCCUUCCAAGCCGGUGGAUUAUUCCGAUCUAACUGGCGUUGUACGUGUAGAUUUAGAUAGUUAUAAAAUAAUUGAAUGUGAUCCUGAGCGGCCUUCCUUAUUACAAAUUAGAAGUGUGAUUUCACCUGAGGAAAAAGGUGCUAAAGACUCUAAGAGAUCAGAAGACUGGGAACGUAAAGAGGCGAGGAGAGUAGAAAGACUGCAUGGCGGUGCUGGUAAAGAGAAAGUGCGGCCGGACGAUGAAAAGAAGACGAAGAUUACGUUUAAGGCGACACCCGAAGGUGCGCACACCACGCACGCCAAUCUAGCGAAUGGUGACGUCGCCAUCACCAGGAAGGUGGUGGACCUCACCAAAGCCAAUAAUAUUUAUGAUCAAUCUGUGAUUUAUAAAACGGAAAAUACCGAAAUCACCGAAAUAAGUGGGCCCAAAGCUGAGGAGACCUACACGUUCGUGUCCACGCACGGUCACACUAAGCAAGUUCCUAUACCUGGUGCUACAGAAAUUACGACACAAACAAGGGGCACAUCGCCCAUGGACAAACCCUUCCCUUCCCCCAUAACCUCGACCAAACACCUCGCCCCCACUCUCGAACUUGUGAUCGGUCACAAAGAGGUACGCACUCGCGAAGCUUCGGCAAUGGCCGAAAACCGACUGACCCUGUACGGAACGAAAGACGUCGAAAUAUCGAUCAAGUCCCAAUCGCACAUUUCCGUCACGACCACGCGACGUGACAGUUCCGGAAUGGAAACCUCCGAACGAGUCGACGUAGGCACGACGGCGAGCGCCGGCACCACGGACUCCAAGCUAUCCGAAUCUGAACAGACGCUCGUGAUGACAUCCCCCAUCAAAAAACACACCGAAUACAUAAUCGCCCCGACUGAAAACAUCACCGACACUCCCUUUAAGAAGAAAGAGGAGACUGUCAACUUCAGCGGAACGCGGCAAGUGUACACUUACGAGACAACAACCGAACCUCUCGACGACUCCCCCGACUCGGACGCGAGCAUCUCGCAUCACAUCACAGACACCGGCAUCUCGCUCACACGAGGAACCACCGAUACGAUCACCAGCCCAAUACACCAACCUUUCGGCCCUCCGACCACCGGUUUCAUAUCCGACACGAUCGAGCAGGAGGAAAACGAACUGACCGACGCCGGCCUCAGCCCGAUCCAGGCGGACGAAAUCGCAAACGUUAACGUCGACGAUAUCACCCACUACACCGACACGGGCACGAGUCCCGUAGACUUUCCCAUCGACACCUCCGAGGCGGCGACGCUCACCGACAAGAUCGAAACGAAGGACGCGUCCAGUAGUCCGACGCGCCCCGACGAUAGCGCACUCCCGCCGCCUCCCGUCGACGUCAAAUCGAAGAUACGACUGAUCGAGGAGCAGAUCACCAAGUCCCCGACGCAUCUCGAGUUCAUCCGUCGCAAGCGCGACAUCGUCGAUUCCGAGGACGAGAUCUCGAGCAUAAAGGAGGAGGAGGGACUGCGCGGCUCGCUCGAGUCGCUCGCCCAACUCGAGGACGUGUCCGAUUUCGAGCGCGUCGACAUACCCGAGGUCUCCUCCGAGGAGACGUCGCGGGCGCACUCGUACGCGAAGCACAUCGGGCCGAAGAUAGCCGAGCUACAGAGGAUCUUUUCAAAAUCGAGCGAUCAGGAGGAUAGCGCGGAUGAGAGCUCCACGCACAGAAGAGCGCCGACCAGGCCGAAGACUGUAAAGGCGGAGACGGUUGAGCAGGUGGUCGCGCGAGAGGAGAAGGUCGACGAGUCCGAAUUUAAAACGGUUCGAGACGCCAAGAUGAUGUUUGAGGAAAUGAUCAGCCGGUCAUCCCUGGAGAGCACGCCGAAGAAGGUGCACAAAAAAAGCGUGGCCGCACUCGAGGGUCCUAAGGCUCCCGUUUGCAGGGAACUUUCCGAACUGGAACUGCAGAAGUGCAUGCUCGAGAUCGAGAAAAUGGCACAAGCAGGCUUGGACGAAGAAGAAAAACGGCCGAGUAAAGAGACUCAAGCGGUCACAGGUAGCAUCUGCGUCGAACCGAUGUGUACUAAGGUCACAAUAAACUACCACCACCCGUGCGGGCACGCCGAGCCUUGUCCAGAGAUAUGUCACGACAAAUUUGAACUCGAACACGAAGUUACCCCCGAAGACAUCGUUUGCCUUGUUGCUAAAUUGGACGAGGCGAUACCAUCGACAAUUAACGAUACAAUUCCAACAGAAAUGGCAACGGAAGGUUGGUUGCGAGAGGAGGUACAAGAGCCACAAUUCGUGAAGGAAAUCGUCGCUAACGGAAGUGUACAAACAGGCGUGACACAUGAAACCAAAGUAUACACCCAAACCCAAACGCUAACGGAAAAAGAAUUGUUUGAAUAUAUAUUGAUGGAGGAGGAACAGAUGCGCAUCGUUGACAAAGAAGAAAAACCCAAAGAGCUAACAUUAACUCCACUUGAUCGUCAAACAGAAGAAAAACCACCCGCAGAUAAAGAUAAGCUCGUUGAGAAACUACCUGUCAAACCUGACGAUCUCAAACCCGACAAACUUAUUGACGAACUUAAACCUAAAGAACCCAAAUCGAAACCUACGUCUCCCGUGGAUCACGAGGUAAAGAAGGUUACUGUAGAAAAGGUGACAGUAGUCGACGAGAAGGUCACUCGUCCAAAAGACGAAAAACCCGAACAUGAAGAGGAGAUCCCUGAGGAUAUUACCAAAGUAAAGACCCCAGAAGAAGAGGCGAAGAAACCGAAAACACCAGAAGAACACGAGAAACCAAAGUCGCCUGUUGAUAAAGUAAAACCCAUUGAGAAACUACCUGUCAAACCUGACGAUCUCAAACCCGACAAACUUAUUGACGAACUUAAACCUAAAGAACCCAAAUCGAAACCUACGUCUCCCGUGGAUCACGAGGUAAAGAAGGUUACUGUAGAAAAGGUGACAGUAGUGGACGAGAAGGUCACUCGUCCAAAAGACGAAAAACCCGAACAUGAGGAGGAGUUACCUGAGGAUAUUACCAAAGUAAAGACCCCAGAAGAAGAGGCGAAGAAACCGAAAACACCAGAAGAACACGAGAAACCAAAGUCGCCUGUUGAUAAAGUAAAACCCAUUGAGAAACUACCACUGAAACCUGACGAUCUCAAACCCGACAAACUUAUUGACGAACUUAAACCUAAAGAACCCAAAUCGAAACCUACGUCUCCCGUGGAUCACGAGGUAAAGAAGGUUACUGUAGAAAAGGUGACAGUAGUCGACGAGAAGGUCACUCGUCCAAAAGACGAAAAACCCGAACAUGAAGAGGAGAUCCCUGAGGAUAUUACCAAAGUAAAGACCCCAGAAGAAGAGGCGAAGAAACCGAAAACACCAGAAGAACACGAGAAACCAAAGUCGCCUGUUGAUAAAGUUGAGAAACUACCACUGAAACCUGACGAUCUCAAACCCGACAAACUUAUUGACGAACUUAAACCUAAAGACCCCAAAUCGAAACCUACGUCUCCCGUGGAUCACGAGGUAAAGAAGGUUACUGUAGAAAAGGUGACAGUAGUCGACGAGAAGGUCACUCGUCCAAAAGAUGAAAAACCCGAACAUGAAGAGGAGGUACCUGAGGAUAUUACGAAAUUAAAGACCUCAGUUGAGGAGGUUAAGAAACCGACAACAGCCGAGGAACUCGAGAAAGCUGAUUUGAAACCUACCUCUUUUGCUGGUCAUGAGGUUAAGCCGGUUGAUGAAACUUUGCCUACUUGCACCGAGUCUUUUGAGGUCCCUCUCCUUGUACGAGAAGCUGUACUUUCUCACACUCAACUGGUGUCAACCAUUGCUUUACCAUCGGAUCUGCCUCCAGACACUAAAUCGACAGUUUCUGAAUCUAAACCUCCAUUUGAGACUAAGAAAGGGGAUCUUUUCAUUUCUGAUUUGCUACACGAGACCAACGUGGUUAGCGUAAUAUCCGAGGUACUUGAGGCGACCAAGCAAAUUCGAGCGGACGUUAGACAGAUGAAGCCUGAUCUAACUCCAACACCCGAAGGUCAGCUGAUGACUAUUUUACGGUCAGUGUCUAGUGACCAAUUGUACGAUAUCAAGGAGGAUUCUGAGGCAAUUGCUAAGGUGGAUCCGCUGCCGAUUUCCUCGGAUGAGGUGCAAAAGGAAGAUGUGGUCGAUGUUACGCCAGUAUCUGCGAAGGUGACUCCAGAGCUUAGUUCGAGCAUUACCGACAUCACUUCACAAGUUAGCGUUAAAUCUCCACAUUUCUUGGUUGACGACGAGAAAACCAAGGUCGAUUCCGAUUCGAGGCAUCCGAAAGACUUCGAUUUGGACGAUUACUUCAGCAAGCGCGAAUCUUUGGAUUCUGAUGAGGUUUCGCAGUUGAGCUCGAUGCACGUGAGCGGUUCUACGAAGUAUUCCGAGUCGGACGUCGAGCACUCGGAAACUGACUCACAUGAGAAAGCCAAAUCACCUCUGGCUCAAGGUAUUUCUCCGUUCUCCGACGGAAGCGAGUCGCGUGGUGAAUCCAUCAUUGAAAAGAGUCAAGUUCCUUCAUCGUUUAAGGUGGACGCGAGCGAUAUUGUUAUGAAUGGGGACGUUCUGGAGAUAACUGUCCACCCGAAGCCGGUCACCGCGACUCCUAAACGUCCGAAACCUGUAGCGAUGAAGCAGAAGGCGACUCCCCCUCCUAAGGCGAUUAAGGCGACAAUGAAGAAAGUCGAGACCCCUUCGCCUGAUCGUCAAGCUCGAAGUAAAGCGGUUUCGGAUGAGAAAAAGAAAGUCGCCCCGAAACCCGGCAAGUCGGAGGAUUCCAAGCCGAAGACUGAGUCACAGAUACCUAGGUACUCUAAGAAGUCGGUGAGUAAAGUGACUUUGACUGAGACCACCUCGGUGAGAAAACGCGAAGUUGCUACGACAAGUCAAGAGACCGUUGUGCAGAAGAAACAAAUCAAGGGAUAUAUGCAGUCGACGUUGUCGCGCGAUUUAAAAAUCGACAGGCCCGAAGUGCAGAAACGCACCAAGGAGAUGUUGAAUAUUAAGAUGACGUCAUCGAUUGAGAAGAGGAAGGCCAAGGACAAGUCGGAGACUGAAAAUAUUAAUGAGAAAAAGAAAAUGGUUAAGACAAAGUUGGAGAAAGCCGAGGUCCCAAAGGCGAAAAGUGUCGGCGGGAAAAAGGCGGAGAAGAAGAUGGAAGCUGUUUCUGGUGCUCUAAAGGAGGACAUAAAAACGGCAAAAAUGCACAUUUCGAGGAGGACCGUCGCGUCGAAGACCGUGGAAACAACCGUUCAGAGAGUCGAAACGCCGAAAGUUAAAAAAUCGCAACCUCGCCACGUGACCGAUUCCGAGUACAUCCGAAGAGAGUCCCCUUCCCCGACCAAAAUCCGCCGUGCCACCCCCGUCGAUCAAUUGAGAAAGGAAGUGCCGCCCAGUAAACCGUCAGAAUUUUACCAAACCGUCCAUGUAUCCGACCGAGAACGUAGCCAGUCCGUUAUUCCUAGUUCCCACUUGGAUAAGCCCGUCGAGCAUCAGAUACUCGAGCGGAGCAUCACCCCCACCUCAUUGCCGGGCAGUCCGAUUCGGCGCGUUAGAUCGAUCAACGGCACUCAGGUGAUCACCUCGGAGGUGUUCAAGAGAACGCACGACAUGAGCGGCUCGAUCGAGGUGAUUUACAAGCAGCCCGGCGAAAAUUUGAGACGGGUGUCCGGCAUCAAGGCCGAAUGUGAGUUAUCGCUCAUCGACACGACCGAUUCGAGCUUAUCCGAAUCCGUAGCGUUGCCGAGCUCGCUUUCCGAUCACGAUAUGAGCUCCGACGCGAACGGCCGCCUAAAGUCGAUCUCGCCCACGUCGCCGAAGUCGAAACGAUCUCUAGAGUCUAUUCACGAAAGAAAGCACCGAGUCUCCGAUCUGGUCAUGUACUCCGAAGAGGAUUCGUGCAUCGCCUUACCGCGCAAGCUAUUAAUGUCGCAGUGCAAAGAUGAGAAAGUGCGAGACGAAACAGAAUGGGAUGCCACGGGAAAGCCAUCUGUUGGAGGGCCCGUCUUUGUCAAGGGAAAGCCAGCGGUAGACGCAGAACGAAAAGGAAAACCGACCUCGACCCCAAAACCUUUAACUAGUCAAGAAGACCUCGAUCAAUACAAAAUAAUGUACACUCAACCCGUCACCGGUUUAUCGAUCGUCAACGACGUACUCACGAACAAUCUAAACCCGACAAUCGAGCAGACUAACGCUUUCAUUCGAAACGAGUCGACGCCGCAACCCUACCACGAGAUCACAAACAAAAUAGUAACCGACACGUACGUGCCGAAACGAGGCAAACUUCUCGACAAGGCGAAGUCGGUCAGUCGAGAUUCUAGCAGGGAAGACGAGAAGAAAUCGAAGAAAGGCUUCUUCGGCACGCUCAAAACCUUCGUGGGCAAGUCGAUCGAAUCCGACUCGUCCGAGUCGGAGAAGCUGCCCAAAAAGGAGAAGAAGAAGAAAGAAAAGCGAAAGAAGAAACUGAAGGACGCCCCGGGCCUACCGCCCAUAUCCCCCACGAAGCCCAAACUCCCCACCCCCCCACUCGAGCACUCGGACCUCGACAGCAUUCCCUUCGUCGAAUCCCUCGAGAGCGAUCACCCGCCCGACGUAACCCGACGCGUCGCCCCCCCGCUCGAUCUCUCCGACACGAUCGAGACCAUCACCGAGGACUCGGCGCGCACCUCCACCCCCAAAAAGCAGGGCACGAGGCGCGUGAUCGAAAAGGUGACGACCACCUUCGAGCCGACCGUAAUCGAAGACGAGCAAUUCCGCAUCGUGAUCGAGCCGUUCACGAAGCAACCCGAGCGGACCACGACCGAAGUGAUCACCUACGAAGUUCCCCGCGCCAAAAUUCGCAUGCAGAAGCCCGACGGUAAGGUGUCGAACGAGGUCAAACUGGCAACCGCGCACCUGAUCCAAAACGAGAUGAACUUCGCCGGCUGGGCCGAUGAUCAGCACAACGUUAAUAAACCCCAGGAGCGGCCGCAGGUCACCCCCGUGAAAAAGGCCGGCAUCUUCUCGAUGUUCGGCAAGAAAUCGUCCAGAGAUCUCGAGUCGGACGAAGACCGCUCGGAGAGCAUAAUCGAGAAGCACGACCGAGAGCAAUCCAAGGAAUCCUCAUUGAAAGACAGACCGCUAACGCCCAAAGAGAAGAAAAAGAAGAAGAAGACCGAGUCGAGCGAGAGCGAAAGCGAAGAUCACAAGCGCGGAAUCUUCAACAAGUUCAAGAAGAGCAAGCGAUCGGAAGAGCCGCUUCCGACGGUCGCGAGUCCGCUUUCCGACGACGGCGAACCCAAAAAGACGAUCGACGACACCCAGACGUUUAUACGGGAGGAAGUCGCGCGAUUCGAGGAUCGCCGACCGCCCCGAGAGGAAUUCCCCGAGGGCAAGGCGCGCGGUCCGAUCUUCGGCAAGCCGCCCCAGGUCGCAGACACCGUCAGUUUCAUUAACGGCGAAGUGAGCGGAUACAGUGACGUUCGCCCCGUCGCCGACGACGACCCGGAGAAAAAGGGCGGCAUCUUGGGACUGUUCGGUAAGAAACCGAAACGAGACCAGUCGCUCGAGAAACCGAGCGAAAAAGAGACGGACGAGAAGAGCGGCGUCUUCGGCCUGUUCGUCAAAAAGCCUAAGCGCGAUAAGUCAGCGGAAUGGGCGCCGCUGUCUCGGGAAACUGUCGACGCCAUGGAGGAUUCGGACAGUUUUCUCAAGGAGGAGGUUGCCAGGUUUCAUGAUGUUCGUUUGGUCGGCGCAGCCGACCAAACCGUCGAGACGGAUACUGUAAUAGCCUCGAACGGUUUCCUGAAGGAGGAGCCGGUGGUAGAAGCCGCGCUCGACGUCAAAGACGAGAAGAAGGGCGGCAUCUUGGGACUGUUCGGGAAGAAAGCGAAGCGCGACGAGAGACCGAGCGAAAAAGAGGUGGUGGUGGUGACUACCGUAAUCAACGCUGCACCGGCAGACACUAAGGAAUCAGGCGGGGAACUUUCCGAUGAUUUCCUACAAGAAGAAAUAACGCGAUUCCACGACGUGCGACCUGCGGUGACCACGAGACAGCCUCUCUCGGCGGAGACGCAGAUUGGCAUGGACAACUCUGACAAAUUCCUCAAGGAUGAAGUGGCAAGAUUUCAUGAUGUGCGGGUUGCCGAGCCAGAAUUAGAAUCCCACAAAGAGGCGAAGGGGGAGAAGAAGAGCGGCAUCUUCGGAAUAUUCGCGAAGAAGCCUAGGUCCGGUGAGAAACCUGACGAAAAGACCGUCAAAUCGCCUCCUUCAGAAGAAACCAAAACCGGUAUGGACAACAUUAUUGAGAAAGAGGUGGUGGUGGUUACUACCUUAGCCCCCACAAAACCGCCUGUUUCAGAAGAGACCAAGACCCUCAUGGAUAACUCGGAUGACUUCCUAAAGGAAGAGAUCGCGCGCUUCCAUGACGUUCGGCCCAUUAAGCCGGUGGUAGAGGCCCGUGAAACCGUUCCAGAAGUUAAAGAGGAAAAGAAGAGCGGCAUUAUGGGACUGUUCGGGAUGAAACCUAAACGUGAAGGUUCCGUUGAAAGACCCAGCGAGAAAGAAGUGGUGGUGGUGACAACCAUAGCGCCAGCCGUGCCUCUCUCUGAGGAAACCAAAGUCGGCAUGGAAAACUCAGAUGACUUCUUAAAAGAGGAAGUUGCACGUUUCCAUGACGUUCGACCUAUUAAGCCAGCCGAAGAAGUUGUGGUCCACGAAACCGUUCCAGAAGCCAAAGAAGAAAAGAAGAGCGGCAUCCUCGGGCUAUUUUCGAAGAAACCUAAACGUGAAGGUUCCGUGGAACGACCUAGCGAAAAGGAAGUCGUCGUGGUGACUACCUUAGCAACUGCCAAACCUCCUCUCACUGAAGAAACCAAGGUCACAAUGGAGAACUCUGAUGACUUUUUAAAAGAAGAAAUUGCACGUUUCCACGACGUUCGGCCGAUUAAGUCAGUCGAAGAAGCUGUGGUCCAGGAAACCGUUCCAGAAACCAAAGAAGAAAAGAAGAGCGGAAUACUCGGUCUGUUUACGAAGAAGCAUAAACGCGAGGGAUCUAUUGAGAAACCUCUUGAAAAGGAGGUGGUGGUGGUAACCACCCUUGAAUCUACCAAACCACCCCCAACAGAAGAAACCGUUUUGGUCAACUCGGACGAGUUCUUAAAGGAAGAAGUGGCACGUUUCCAUGACGUUAGACCUAUUAAGCCAGUGAUAGAAGCUGAAAUUCAAGAAACCGUUCCAGAAGUCAAAGAAGAAAAGAAGAGCGGCAUCCUCGGGCUAUUUUCGAAGAAACCUAAACGUGAAGGUUCCGUGGAACGACCUAGCGAAAAGGAAGUCGUCGUGGUGACUACCUUAGCAACUGCCAAACCUCCUCUCACUGAAGAAACCAAGGUCACAAUGGAGAACUCUGAUGACUUUUUAAAAGAAGAAAUUGCACGUUUCCACGACGUUCGGCCGAUUAAGUCAGUCGAAGAAGCUGUGGUCCAGGAAACCGUUCCAGAAACCAAAGAAGAAAAGAAGAGCGGAAUACUCGGUCUGUUUACGAAGAAGCAUAAACGCGAGGGAUCUAUUGAGAAACCUCUUGAAAAGGAAGUGGUGGUGGUGACCACCCUCGAAUCUGCCAAACCACCUCCAACAGAAGAAACCGUCUUGGUCAACUCGGACGAGUUCUUAAAGGAAGAAGUUGCACGCUUCCACGACGUUCGGCCUAUUAAACUAGCCGAAGAAGCUGUGGUCCAGGAAACCGUUCCAGAAACCAAAGAAGAAAGGAAGAGCGGCAUACUCGGCUUGUUUACGAAGAAGCAUAAACGCGAGGGAUCUAUCGAGAAACCGCCCGAAAAAGAGGUGGUGGUGGUGACCACCCUAGAAACUGUCAAACUACCUUCACUAGAGCAAACCGUGGUGGUAAACUCGGACGACUUCUUAAAGGAAGAAGUUGCACGUUUCCAUGACGUCCGGCCUGUUAAGCCAGUGGUAACAACUGAAAUUCGUGAAACCGUUCCGGAAGUCAAAGAAGAAAAGAAGACCGGCAUUAUGGGACUGUUCGGGAAGAAACCUAAGCGUGAUGGAUCUACUGACAGAGCUCCAGAGAGGGAGAUGGUGGUGGUGACUACCUUUGCAACCGCAAAACCGCCUCUCACUGAGGAAACCAAGGUCGUAAUGGAGAACUCUGAUGACUUUUUGAAGGAAGAAAUCGCGCGUUUCCAUGACGUUCGGCCUAUUAAGCCAGUGGCAGAGACUGAGGUCAAAGAAACCGUGCCAGAAGUCAAAGAGGAAAAGAAGAGCGGUAUCCUAGGAUUAUUUGCGAAGAAACCUAAGCGUGACGGAUCGGUUGAGAGGUCCAGCGAAAAGGAGGUGGUGGUGGUGACAACACUAGCAACCGCCAUACCACUAUCUGAAGAAACAAAGGUCGGUAUGGAAAACUCAGAUGAAUUUUUGAAAGAAGAAAUUGCACGUUUCCAUGACGUCCGGCCUGUUAAGCCAGUGGUAGAAACUGAAAUCAAAGCAACCGUGCCAGAAGUCAAAGAGGAAAAGAAGAGCGGCAUUCUCGGGAUAUUCGCGAAGAAACCUAAGCGUGACGGAUCUACUGAAAGAGCUGAGAAAGAGGUGGUGGUGGUGACUACCUUAGCAACCGCCAAACCCCUUCUCACUGAAGAAACCAAGACCAUAAUGGACAACUCUGAUGAUUUCCUAAAAGAAGAAGUGGCGCGCUUCCAUGACGUUCGGCCUAUAAAGUCAGUGGUGGAAACUGAAAUCGAAGAAUCCAUGCCAGAAGUCAAAGAAGAAAAGAAGGGCGGUAUCCUAGGAUUGUUUGCGAAGAAAUCUAAACGUGAUGGAUCGGUUGAGAGACCCAGUGAAAAAGAGGUAGUGGUGGUGACAACACUAGCCACCGCCGCACCUUUAUCUGAAGAAACAAAAGUCAGUAUGGAGAACUCCGAUGACUUCUUAAAAGAAGAAAUAGCGCGCUUCCAUGACGUUCGGCCUAUAAAGCCAGUGGUGGAAACUGAGGUCAAACAAAUCGUUCCAGAAGUCAAAGAGGAAAAGAAGAGCGGCAUUCUCGGGAUAUUCGCGAAGAAGCCUAAACGUGAUGGAUCGGUUGAAAGACCAAGCGAAAAAGAGGUGGUGGUGGUGACAACACUAGCAACCGCCAUACCUCUAUCUGAAGAAACAAUAGUCGGUAUGGAGAACUCCGAUGACUUCUUAAAAGAAGAAAUCGCGCGUUUCCAUGACGUUCGGCCUGUUAAGCCAGUGGUAGAGACUGAAAUCAAAGCAACCUUGCCAGAAGUCAAAGAAGAAAAGAAGAGCGGCAUUCUCGGGAUAUUCGCGAAGAAACCUAAGCGUGACGGAUCUACUGAAAGAGCUGAGAAAGAGGUGGUGGUGGUGACUACCUUAGCAACCGCCAAACCCCCUCUCACUGAAGAAACCAAGACCAUAAUGGACAACUCUGAUGAUUUCCUAAAAGAAGAAGUGGCGCGCUUCCAUGACGUUCGGCCUAUAAAACCAGUGGUGGAAACUGAGAUCAAACAAACCGUGCCAGAAGUCAAAGAGGAAAAGAAGAGCGGCAUUCUCGGGCUGUUUGCCAAGAAACCUAAACGUGAUGGUUCGGUUGAAAGACCAAGCGAAAAAGAGGUGGUGAUGGUAACGACACUAGCAACCUCCGCAACUUUAUCUGAAGAAACCAAACUCGGUAUGGAGAACUCAGAUGACUUUUUGAAAGAAGAAAUUGCGCGUUUCCAUGACGUUCGGCCUAUUAAGCCGGUAGAAGAAACUGAAACCGUACCAGAAACCAAAGAGGAAAAGAAGAGCGGCAUCCUCGGGCUGUUUGGGAAGAAACCGAAGCGCGAGAAAUCCGUGGAGAAACCCAGCGAAGCGGCGACCGCGGAAGAUGUUCAGUCCGCUGUCGAAGAAGGGUCCCCUAAAAAGGGGGGCAUACGUGGGUUGUUUGGAAAGAAACACAAACGAGAGCCGUCGAGUGAGAGGACGACGGUUGAAGUGACCACUAUACUUGCACCUGCUCCCAUCGUGACCGACGUGAAGGAUUCGUCUGAAUUCUUGAAAGAGGAGGUGUCCCGAUUUGAGGAUGUUCGCCCGACCGCCGCGACCGCGUCACUCAUUGACGUUGUGCAGCCAAUGGAUCACGGCGAAAAAGACGAGAAGAAGAAAGGCAGAGGUUUUACGUUGUUCGGGCAAAAGAUGAAGAAGAGCGAACCGGGGCUCGACAAAGACAAAGUGACAGAUUUUCUAAGCGAAGAAAUCGCGAGGUUCGAAGACGUGAGGCCGCGCGUCGCCGAAGAAGUGGCACGACCAAAAGAGGUCGAGGGAAUAAUCGUAACCACCCUCGCGCCUUUGGACCUUGCGCCAUCUGCGCCUCAGCCUCAUCCAGAGCUACGCGAAAUGCUCGAGACCUCCGACUUCCUAAAGGAAGAGGUGAAUAGAUAUCACGAUGUUAGGCCACUGUCAACUGCCACGAAGAUGGUGUCACCAUCCCGAGAUACGGUGGAAAUACGCCCCGAACAGCCCACCGAAAUUCUCACCGUCAAAAUUACCGACGUUAAAAGUGAGCACUUACCCGGUACCGGUACCGAUGGUCUAAUCAGCUCUGGCGAUUUUCUCGAGGAGGAAGUCAACCGGUUCCACGAUGUCAGGCCAGGGGAACGAUCGCCGGAGAAGGCCGAUUGUAAAAAGGGCAAGAAAUCCGUUGAGAAAAAGGAGGACGAUUCUGAAGAGAAACGCAAGAGCGGCCUGUUCGGCAUUUUCGGCAAGAAAUCCAGAGAGAGCUCGGUCGAGAAACAAGUGGUCGGUGAGGGCACCUCGUUUUUGGAAACCGAAGACGUUAAGCCCGUCGCCGCUCGUCGGGUAUCACCGACAGUUUCCGAAGAAGUUCAGCAAAACAUGCUGAACUCGUCCAGCUUUCUACGGUACGAAAUUGAGCGCUACGAUGACGUCAAAGCGCAGCCUAUAGAGCCGGUGCAUAGGCACGAUGCAACCGACUUGAUUCUGGAGGAAGGUGAGAAGGCGAGGGCCAGGAGGGUGAAGAAGGACGGUAGUUUGGAACGGACAGUCAUGAAGGAAACCAUUACCAUGCAAGACCGCAUCCCCACGCAUGACAUUGUGAAGCAAAUUUCGGAGUCUAAAGUACCGAUGGACGAACAGACCAAACAAAUGCUACUGAAAGCGAGCGAGGAACCCGGCGAAGGGAAGAAGCCCGUAGUGAAGGGCCUUUUCGAACCUGCCCAUCAUACCAUCAUCAAGGAGGUCGUCGUAAUCGAGGAUGGCUCACCGGAACGAUUUUACCAGGACACCAUUCAGUACCAGAUCACCUCUCCCGGAGCUCGAAUAGUGCAUAGUACCGCACUGCCUGAUCUAGUCAAGGAGGGAGGCCCCACGGUGGAAGAUCGACCACUUACAACGGACUUCAUUGCACAGGAAGUGGCAAAUUAUCACGACGUUCGGCCAGUUGCCAAGACGGAAUUGGCCGGUUCUAAAGUACCGAGUACCAUAACUCAGCCGGAAAUUGCCAAGCCAGAGAUCCAAGAGCGCGUGACUGAAGCUGAAGAUCGUCCCGUGCUAUCAGAAGUUGUCAAGGAGCAAAUGGCGAACUCCUCCGAUUUUCUUACAACGGAAAUUGAAAAGUAUCACGAUGUGAAGACGGUAAAAUCCGAGCAAAAGCCAAAGGAAGGUGGCGAAGAACUGGCAGAUGGCAAAAAAUCGGGACUGUUCGGUCGCCUUGGCAAGAAGGGGAAACGGGAGGGUUCACUAGAGCCGGAAAUAACCAAAGAAGCCGUUUCGGUUCAGGAAGCCGCCGAGAAAAUUCCCAAAGAGAAGAAAGAUGAAUCUAAGAAAAGUGGAAUUUUCGGCUUAUUCGGGAAAAAAUCGAAAAAGGACGAACUUCCUCCUCAACCUCUUUCCCAAGAGGUAGUGCAAGCAAUGGCCGACUCUAAAGGUUUCUUAAUUGAAGAAACUCAAAGAUACAAUGACGUCAGGCCACUCGCGUCUACCACUCACGCGUUACAGAGAGAGGGAGAUGUACCCACAGGCUCAGUUAGAGCUCGUCCAAUUGAAGUCGUCCCCACCGUACCGCCUGCAGUCACCGACGACACCUUGCGCCAGAUAUCGGACACGGAGAACUUCCUCAAUCGCGAAAUUUCCGUUUUUGACGACAUACUCGUCUUGCCGACGCGACCGAGCGAGUCAGAGUCGACCCGGUUUAUCCGUCGAGAAAUGCCAAUUUCGGCGCCGCCCUCCCACGUUGACACGAUCAACUUCCUGGAGACCGAAAGGGCGCACUUCGAAGAUGUCAGGCCCGCUUCCGACGCGGAAUCGCAGACGGUCGCAAAGGCAGGAACCUUCUCGGUGUUUUCCAAAAAGAAAGGGCCGGAGGGUGCCGGCGAUCUGAAGGACGACGUUGACAAAAAGAUCGCAAAGAGUGGAAUCUCAGAGGCGGUUACAAAGGAAACUUCAACACACGUGGACAGUUCAAUACAGCUCACGGAAGACGAAGACGAUCCAAACGUGAAGGUGCUGAGAGAAACAAAGAAGAUUGUGACUCAGACUGUUUACGAAAUUACAACAACCGAUCCAGAGAGGGAGAUCGAAAAAGCCUUCAAAAGUUUCGCAGACUCGGAGGACGGUACAGCCACCAUUGACACAAAAAUGCUCCGCGACAACGGCGAAAUUAUUAUCGUGCAAAAGAAAACCGAACAAUCCUUUAUACAAAGCCCCGAGGAAAUCAAAGGAAAAAGCGUUCAUUUCCAAAGCGAAACCCCGCCAUCAUCACCGACACAAGAAACCGUAGAAAAACCGGAUGAAACCGUCUCAAAGGAGACUGAAGUCGAGGUCCCACAACCGGAAGAAGUAGAGAAAACGAAAGAUGAGGACCUGAAGACACCACAGAAGACCACUCUCUUUGGAAAAAUCGGAGGAAAGAUCAGCGGAAAAACGCAAAAGACCAAAGAUAAGAAGGCCAAAGUAGCGCAAAGGGACGAAGAACAAGAACAAGACAGCACAUUCAAAAAGUUGCCAACAACUGAAGAGAAGAAGAGUCCGAAGAAAGGCUUCUUCUCUAAACUAGGGGGAAAGAUUAGUGGAAAAUCACAGGAAGUCAAAGAUCAGGCGGAAGAAACAAUCUCAGUUGCAACGCAGGUAGUUAGCGCAAAAGAAAAAGAAAUUUCGGACUCCGUCAAAGAAACAAAAGAAAAAACCGUUGCGGCCGCCCACGACGCUAAGACUGAAGCAGACGAAGCCGCAUCUAAAACCGGAAAAUUCUUCUCCGGUUUAGGUGACAAAAUCUCCGGCAAGGCUAAAGAUGUAAAGGACUCUGCCAAAGAAACGAAGGAUAAGAUCGUAGACGAAACUGGCAAGGCCGCAACCGACGUCUCUAAGGCCGUCGAAGGUGCCGCUCACGACGCUAAGGCUGAAGUAGACGAAGCCGCAUCUAAAACCGGAAAAUUCUUCUCCGGUUUAGGUGACAAAAUCUCCGGCAAGGCUAAAGAUGUAAAGGACUCAGCCAAAGAAACAAAGGAUAAGAUCGUAGACGAAACUGGCAAGGCCGCAACCGACGUCUCUAAGGCCGUCGAAAGUACCGCUCACGACGCUAAGGCUGAAGCAGACGAAGCCGCAUCUAAAACCGGAAAAUUCUUCUCCGGUUUAGGUGACAAAAUCUCCGGCAAGGCUAAAGAUGUAAAGGAGUCAGCAAAAGAAACAAAGGAUAAAAUCGUAGACGAAACUGGCAAGGCCGCAACCGACGUCUCUAAGGCCGUCGAAAGUACCGCUCACGACGCUAAGGCUGAAGCAGACGAAGCCGCAUCUAAAACCGGAAAAUUCUUCUCCGGUUUAGGUGACAAAAUCUCCGGCAAGGCUAAAGAUGUAAAGGACUCAGCCAAAGAAACAAAGGAUAAGAUCGUAGACGAAACUGGCAAGGCCGCAACCGACGUCUCUAAGGCCGUCGAAGGUGCCGCUCACGACGCAAAAACUGAGGUAGACGAAGCCGCAUCUAAAACCGGAAAAUUCUUCUCCGGUUUAGGUGACAAAAUCUCCGGCAAGGCUAAAGAUGUAAAGGACUCAGCCAAAGAAACAAAGGAUAAGAUCGUAGACGAAACUGGCAAGGCCGCAACCGACGUCUCUAAGGCCGUCGAAGGUGCCGCUCACGACGCUAAGGCUGAAGCAGACGAAGCCGCAUCUAAAACCGGAAAAUUCUUCUCCGGUUUAGGUGGGAAAAUCUCUGGAAAAGCUAAAGACUCGAAGGACGUUAAAGAUGAAGCCGACGUUCCUAAAAGUUCUAAAUCCGGAAAGUUCCUCUCUGGCUUGGGUGGGAAAAUUUCCGGAAAAUCUAAGAAGGAUUCCCCAAAACAGUCCACAUUUGAAACACAAGGUUCUCCCGAGGAAUCUCCCACUAAAUCCGGAAAAUUUUUAUCCGGCCUCGGACGUAAGUUGUCCGGAAAAUCGAAGGAAUUGAAAAGUCCCGAUAAAGACGUGGAGGUUGCCGCUUCUGAUGUUUUAGUGAGGUCUGAAGCUGGUGCCGGUGGCGAUUCUGGUGCGAUUCCUCGACUUCCUUCUCCUGUUGGACACGUGACGCAGGCUUUCAUCAGUUACGAAAGGAGUUACCGGGACGAUCAGCCUGUUGCGCAGCCUACUGGGGAUAAAUUAGGCCUGCGCGGUACGGUUAAAAGUACCAUUACGCGCACCAAGUCUGAUAACGACGGAAUUGGGAAACCUCAGGUUUUCACCAGUGAGAAAACGUACACGGUUUCGGAGAAGGAUAUGGAUUUGUCGCGUUUGCCCGUGAUGGAGGAUUAUUUCCCUGAAGCGAAGGGUCGGCCUUUGGCGAUGGAGGAGUUUAUCUCGAAGUUGGAGAAGGACGUGUCCAGUGAGAAGUCGUCCCCUGUUAGAAUCUCGUAUUCGGUUAAAGUUACAGAUUUAGACAGCGAAUCGGGUGGUGGUGGUGAUCCACAGCGCAAACCGCUCUUUCAUAUAGAGUCGGAGGAGGGCGCUGGUGACGAGGGCCAGGCCAGCACUAAGUUUGUCAUUCGUACUGUUAGCGCGAAAGAUUUCGACGAGUUGAUUAAGCAAACCGAAGCGCAGACUCGCGACUUGGACCAGUUGGUCGAGCAGACGAGCGGGUUCAAGCCCGACGUGCAGUCGGAUGUUGACGUGAUCGAGAGAAAGUUGGAGGACUUAGAGAAAGCGUUAGGGUCGCUCGAGCAGGCCGACGUUGAGUUGAGCAAAAGGUCUGAGGGUAAAUUGAAAAGGGUUGAGAGAAGAUUCGAACGACUAGCUUCCGAAACUCUCGAUAGGGAGGCUGAGGAGGCGAAACUGGCGACGCCCGACUUAGAGUUUAGGCGGGAGAGUGAUUUUCGCACUAUGGUUUCCGAACUGAGCCCCGAGGAGCUUUCGGAUUUGCAAAAGGAGUACUCGGCCCUUUGGGACACGCAUGUGAUUUCCUCCAGCGAGGAUAAAAGUUGUAAGACACCCGGCAGUCAGGCUGACGUGCAAGACUUACCGCAAGACGCCAGCCUCGGACUAACACAAACUACUUCAGCCGAACUAACACCAACCGAAAUACCCAAACCUAAACCCAGAGUAGUGAAACCGACCGAUUUGGACAAGGUACCGUCGAGAGAGUCGCAAAAGUCCCCAGUGCGCGACGAUAUCUUAGAUACCGAUUUGACCGCCGAAGAGGAGACGAAAUCGUACAUUGAUAAGAAGAAAUUUUGGGAGAGCAUCGCGACCGAGGAGACUCCCAAGGUGAUCUCGAAACGUAUGAGCUUACACGAUGAGCUGGUCAAGGAGAGGGUUCCGUUUACGAAACGCACCUCUCUUCACGAAGACCAGCUGGUUCGGCCGGUACCGAAACCGCGCACCAUCGCGCAAACGUCCGAGGUCUCCGUGGACUCGACCUCCAGCGAGCUCACCGAGACCACGAACGUGUCGGGGAGCGACACCGCGCCUAGGAUUAUGUCGGAGUACCAAUCGCAAUUCCAAGACCCGUUGGAACGGAAAACGAAGCACCGCGUCGAGUUUCGGUCGGAGGACAGUUUCGAAUCUGAUAAACCGAUACCGAGCCAAGAGCAGGGGUAUAUUUCGGACAGCGAGGACGUGGAGCAUUACAUUUCCGAUUCGGAAAUCGAGGACCGCGUCCCGCAGAUCCGCUCGCGCCAGAUGAGCGUGUUUCAGCCCGCCGCUCCGAUGCGGAAAAGCAUCUACGAGCGAUCUCUGUCUUUGCCGACCGAAGAUCUCUACGACAUAUCCGCCGCGAUGCUCUCUCGCAAGCAGCACUUCGAAGAGCUGCUGAGGAAGGAAAUGGUCGAAGAACAGUUCACGACGGAAUCGGAGGAGGACCCCUCGCCCGAACACAAAACCUUGCGCGACCUCCAGGUGGCCGAAGACGAGCCUAGCGGCACGCGUAGCGUCCCAGAGAGCGCGGACUCCUUCCACCCGAGCGUGAAGGAUCUGGCGAAAGCGUUUGAUGCGGCCGAUACAAAGGUGGAGCCCGCCGAAAAGCAAAAACUAGCGGAGGAGUACGCCGAACUAUUCAUGAGCCAGCAAAGGGAAUUCGAGCGCGAAUUAGAAGUCGAUCUGCAAAUCAAAAGGUCCUCGACGGAAUCGGAGAAGAGCCUAUCCGAACGCAGCUUGGAAAACCUCCAACUGACCAAGGACGAUAGCAUAUCUAGACCCGGUGACUCAAUGGAGGUCCACGUCGAUAAGAGCGAGGUGGAGGACUCCGAGAAGAUCACCGAUAACGAACAGGACGCGACCGACAUCGAAACCAAAUCGCUUGAUUCUCUAAACGCGUCAGAAGCACCUAGACUGCAUGCCACUGACGACUUGAUUCCCGAAAUUACGGUGACGCUUUCCGGCAAACAGCGGCGCAUUAGCGAAGACAGCGAUGAGUCGUUCGAUGCCCCCCAACCUGAGGCCCCUAUAGUCAGCCCCAUCGCCGAGAAAUCAGAGGCGAGCUCGCCCGUGCACCACCCAGAGCAGCACGUGGAAAGCACAGUCUGGGAGGCGUCCGUCGAAUCCCAACCCGGCUUCGAGAAGGCCGCCGACUUGCCCACCUUAGAUCGCACUCGCUCGGGAAGUCACAGCGAAAUCGAACAGAUCAUCCUCGAGAGUCUGCACCACCAAAACAUCCUCCCGGACGACGCGCGAAAAAUCGCGGCCGAACUGCUCGAGGACAUCGAGAGCGAGAUACAGAAGCGCCACCAGCUGGGAACGUCGGCGGAGGCCGAGCCGCCGACGCCGGAAACGGCCAAGACCCAGGUCUCCGACUACCUGAGGCAGCUUGCCGAGACCAAGGGGCUGGAUUCGCGCGAAAUACAGCUGGUCGAAUCGGUCCUGGCGUGCAAACAGCGACAGUUCUCGCAGCUGAAGCGCGACGACACCCAAGCCUCGAGCAUGGAGAUCACCGACGAGGACUUAAAAUUCAGCGGGACCGACAUCGACUACUCCCCAUCCGCCAGCCAGGCCUUGAUUUUGCAACAGCUGGAAGCGGAGAAAAAUAUCGAAGACGUCUUCAGCUCGAUGAAGAAAGACUUCGAAGAGCAAAGCACGGACGAGUCCUUCGUUAGCAAAAGCACCAGCUCGUUUGAGGAUGGCCGCCAAACUGUAACCAAACUCACCGAGCGACUCAAGUCCGCACAGUCAGUGAAGGGGGCGCCUGACUUUUCCACAACGAAAGACCACGUCUCCAGAGAUCUCACUGAAACCGUCACCGUAGACGAGCUCGAAGUUACCGAAGACGGCCUCGUGCGUAAAGCCGCCGCGGCAAGCACCCAACAACGCAUCUUGCACUCCGCCGACUCCCAAAGAGACACCCGAACGAUCACCACCGACUCGCUCUCUUUAGAAAAAGCGCAAGGCGAAUCCAAAAGUGAAGACCUAACCGAACUGAGAGGCGCCUACGAAACAGAAACCAAAACGCAAACACUUACAGAUGACAAAUUAAUCGAUAGGCUAGAGACGAGUAAACGUCUCGCCGAAGCUUUCCACCGGAAGGAAAUCGAAUCGACCACCGACGACUCAAAGGAGACGAUCACGGCCGAGGACGGUUCCCAAAUUGAGUACCAGGAGGUUAAGGAGACGACCCGCGUGAAAGUCUCGACGGGAACGGUUUGCGAAGACGCGACGAAAACGGUCGUGACCGUUCACGACGAGGUGGAGCGCACGCUAAGCGACGAAUCGAAGUCGAGCUUGGACGAGUCGAUCAAGUCGCCCGAGGAGCUGUUCUCGACCUGCUCGUCGGGACGCAGGGGCGACUCGGAUACCGUGAGCAAGACGACGGAUCGGCCCAACGUGAUACUUCGCAAGACGAAGCUGGCGAAAGAUCCCGAUACCAGCAGCAGCAGCGGCAAUUUGAAACCCGACCGAAGAUCGGGCGUCGACUUCGAGGCGUACUCCAGCUCGGGCGAAAGUCACUAUCACAGUUUCGACUUGGACAGCGGGAAGAGCAGGCCGUGCUCGUCGGACGUGGAGGGACUGUUCGCCGCCGGAUCGUCGGAGUACGAGAGUGCCUUAACAUCGCAGGACAUAUCGGGGCGGUCGCACAUUUCCGAGUAUCACACGGCCGUUAGCAGUCUAAGUUCGAAGGAGAGCAUGAAGAGCCUCGACAGCGAGAGCUCCGGUAAUUUGGCGAGCGUGGAGGUUUCCGAGAUAUCGGAGACGCUGAUCGCGUCGGAAUUGGAGUACCAAGGUGACGAGGAGGACGAGAGAGAGAAACCGGGCGAUUUUCCAGACGGCUCCAUGGACGUGUCCGAGGAUGAGUUUAGUAACGAGCCGAAAUUGAUCGAGGACGUUCCGUCGCGCAUGAAGCGCUCGCACGAGAUGACGUUCCAGCCGGAGCCCAAGGUCCUGGUGGCCGAAUCGCCUCAGUCGGAAAUGGGACAGGAGGGCGAAGAGAAGUUCGGCACCAGCCUCGAUGACGGCAGCGUGCUCAGCAUGAGCUUGUCGAGCACGUCGAGCGUCGCCGCUUUACGGACUGUAAUCGAACUCUCUCGCGCCGAUGAGGGUAGCAUGAACGUGUCCGCCACGUCCGAGCAGUUGAGCCUGGACGACCUGGAGAAUUUGCCGAGGGGUAGCCGAGAGAGCCUGGUCACAGUGGACACCUCCACUUCCACUCAUCCGCAAUUCCUCGACCUGACGGGUGGAUCCGUUACGAUCAGUAGCGCGGUGGUUGCCGAAAACGGGGUGCAAAACGUAAGCACGCAGGUGACCUCGCGACCGCACACUCCCACCACUCAGGAUGACGUAGAUAUCACGCAGGCCUUCGCAGAAACUGACGUCCCCAAGAAACGGGGUCACAGGCGAAAUGAAAGCACCACAUUCGUCUCCCCCAUAAUACCAAAGGUAGAGCCCCACGUCCUAGCGGAACUGUCUGAAACCGACGCGCUGAGCGUCAAAGAAGUGAGAAGCGAUGAGAAAAAGGACGUGGAUGAGUGCGAACGCGCAGACGGAACUCCCGAAGCGCAGGCCGGCGUAGACGAAUUAGAGCAGGCCGUGUCGCGGACGAGUGAGAGCAAACGAAUACCCCCCAAAGACAUUCUCGAAAAACGAGACGUGAAAACCAGCGCGAGCUCGAGCGAAAAGUCGAGCUUCGAGGAGGCCGAAGCCGAGGCGGCCUUCAGCAUGGUGGCGCACAUCUCCCCCGCGCACAAGGUGAAACAAAUCUGUCCAAUUCUCGAGGACGAGGACGCCGAAAAGCACGAGCUGGAAACGCGCGAGCGCGCGCAAAAGGAGCUCGAGGAGCGCCGAGCGCAAAUCAGAGAUCACAGCCCCGGUUCCAUACCCGACAUCAAAGUGACCCAGCACAUGGCGCCGCUAAUAGACACCGGCUUCCACUACCCCGACCUCGAGCUGGAAGAGCAGGAGACCGAAACGCAGGAGUCGACGCCGGAAACGCCCGCCUCGCAUUCGAGCAAAACGUCCGAGGAGACCGAUCAGGGCAAGGAGUACGCGCUCGACGACGGCGGCGUGACCGUCGGUACCGAGUCGCGCAGCGAAAUCGGCUCGGUCGUCGAGCGAACGAUACAGGAAACCGAAUCGCAGACCGGCUCGCCGAACAGCGACUCGUUCGAGAUGGUCGAGAAGCCCGACCUUAUGGACGAUUUCGUGAUAAUCGAGGAGGUGGGGAAGGAGGCGUUCGAGCACGACACCGAAGGCAAAAGCGUGCGAAUCGCGAUGGGUAAACAGUCGAAGAAGCACGACGAGGAGGUCGAGAAUUACCUGAUCAAGUCGGCGUCGGCCCCGGCCUCGACUGAUUACGAGCCGGCCAGCGGUGACGUUCUCGGUUUCGAGUUUGAGGAUAGCCCGCCGCAGGUGAAGCAGAAGGACGGGGGCGGCUCGCGCGACUUCGGCUUCGAGUACGAUCGCGAGCUGGAGGCGAACAAAAAGUGGAUCGAGCAGCAAUUUCAAGGCGAUCAGGCGAUGAUGAUGGCCGUCGGUUACGGUUACGAGAUGGACUUCGAGCGAGCGCCUCUUGAGGAUAUCAAAGAGGAGGAGGUGACGGACUUUGAUCCGUCAUCGAGUCGCAUUGGAAGCGUGGGGUCGCAGAAGGGGUCGGGCGGUAGCAAGGAUUCCUUCUCGAGCACCCCCGAUUAUGACGUACUGGCCGGCCGGAAGUACUUCACUAGAUCAGGCGAGAAUGACGACGUUUCCAUGUCUAGUCUGCAAGAAUUUGAGAACCUGGAGCGCGCAAUGUCGCUGGAGAAUAAGCGCUACUAUCAAGGCUCGCAGGAUUCGUCGAGCAACGGUAGCUUCGGCAAACGCUACCACGCAAGUCGAAACGCGCAAGGCGACGACGUCUCGGUGAGCUCGCUCAAGGAGUUCGAAGGGCUGGAGAAGGCGUGCAUUGCCGUGCACAAAAUCGAGCAGAAGGUCAAGGAGGAGGAGGCGAUGCUCGCGCAGAUCGACGAGGGGCAGGAGAGCAUCGCGUCCGAGACCGAGAGCUGCGAGACCAUGUCCGGUACCGACAAAAAGCUAAUACCGGACUCGGACGAGGAAGACUACGAGAAGCGAAUGUUCGAGAUCGACGAAAUCAUCCGACAGGCGCAGUCGAACGUCGAGAAGUUCAUCGAUAUGAAGGACGACGAGAAGCCCGAGUCGAUCGGGCGCGGCGAUUCGCUCGAGGAGGUCUCGAAGGUGCCCGAUUUGGACCUGGACAUGCCGGUCCAGUGGGGAUACGCCGACGAUCUCAUGGCGACCAGCACCGACUCUUUGGACGUCAAGGUCGAAAAGCGCAACGAUAGCGCGGACAGCUUGGACCUGAAGACGGCCGCGGACCUCAUGACGGUCAGCACGGACUCGAUCGAGGUGCAAACGCGUCAGAAGCCCGGGAGGGAGGUGAUCGCGUCGGAUAGUAUCGAGUUCAAGGAUAUUCCGGAUUACAGCUUCAUGAUGACUUCGAGCGAUUCGCUGGAGCUGGAGACGGGAACGGGAGGGCAGGUGGCCGCCUUGCUCAGCGAUUCGAUUGACGAGGACGGCUCGCGCAUCUGCGUUUACGAUCAGAGCAGUUCGAGCACCGGCAAAGACUUCAGCUCGUCCGUCAGGGAGGAACCGGAGGCGCACGAUCCGCUCGACAUCUCCAGCUCGACGGCGACGCACGCCACGUGCCACUACGAGACGGACUCGGUGUUCUCUGGUAGUUUUACCAGUGGGGGUUCGAACACCAUGGUGUCUUCGACUGACACGAUCGACCCGAACGGGGCGCACGUGGUCGAUUUGGCGGCGGCCGUGCGAAAGGUGUGGUUCGAUGACGAUGCGGAGAGUGGCGGGAAACGCUUAACGACCGAGUACGUCGACGAGUGCUCGAGGCCGUACGUGACCGAGCUAAUCGAGCCCUGCGAGGGAGACGAUUAUUACUCCCACACGAUUCACAGGAGAGUCGAGCUGCCUCCCGAAGUGAGGAAGGUCACAUUUAAGGGCCCCGACGCCAACGAGCAAAUGCGCCAGUAUCUGCAAGGUUUCGGGGAGGGGGAGGACGUGCAAGAGUUUGAGGAGGUGGACGCCGACGGUAACGUGCACGUUAAAAGAAUCGUGCAGAAGCGAUACGUGGUCAAAUCCGAUGACGAUUCGGAUCAAAAGCCGAUCGAUUGGAGCGGCCAGGGCGUUGUUAAGCGCACUUACACGGACGGACAGGGUACUAAAACAAUUUACACGCAGAAAUUUGGACUGAAGCACGCCGAAGAGCAGGAACCUACCUCGGCAGUUCACGGUCUACUUAGUUCUAUCGCGAGUGACACUACAGGUGAAGUCGCGACGGGCUUGCCUGAGCCGACGCCCCCCCGCCAGCAGGUGCCAUUUAGAGCACAAGCAUCCCGUAGACGCCCUCUACGUUACGAAAUCAGUGUAGACGACCAAAUUGAAGUGGAUCCAAGAGAACACGACUGGCGAUUUAACUUACCUCCACAUGAUGUAGGCGAGGAGGGCGACAGCGACGUUCCUACUCAAGGGCCAUCCAGCCAUUCUAGUCAACGGUACGUAAGCGACCAGCACCACCUGUCCGAAGAAAUGAAGCAGCUUCUUCGCGACAUGGAGGAAGAAAGUAAAAAAUAGACGAAUACCAACAAUUAAACUUCCAUUGUUUUGUUUAUUUAUAAUUUAUUGUUUAAUUAGUAUGUAAAGAGAACGAAAUUGAUGACCCGCUUCUGCCUUCGCAAUAUGUUAGUUAGAAAAUUUCUUGGUGCAGACGACUCAAAUCUCCUUUGAGAUUAAUAAAAACAGUACAAAAAGGGCACUCUCUCUCAACCACCCAUUUUAAAGUAAAAACGCGCGAAACAGCUUCUUACACUAGAAUUAUUUAUUAAGCAGAAAUAUAAAUGUUUUAUAUAUUAUUUUGUUUUUGAUAUAUAUUAUAUACUAAAUAGCUUUGUCGUUUUAAGUAUUUUAAUUUGCCCAAACCUGUCCGAAAUGAAGCGAAAUUAAAAUACUUAAGAUUAUCCAGCAAAAUUCGUAGGUAAAUAAAUUGCUGUAUUAAUGCCUUAUUACAAGAGAAUCUUUCCGAUGUAAAUUAUUAAUAUUUUUGUUAUCAACUGUUUUUGUUAUAAGGUGUUAACUACAGGUGAGAUUUGUAUAAAGUGGAACGAAAACUUUCGGUACGUUAUAGUAUUUAGGGCUUAUUCAAAUAUUAGAACGGAGUUCUUUCAACCACUUACCUAAAGCUAAGGAAAGGGAAAUUAUGUUUGUGGUUUGCAAAAUUUGCUUUUCGGCUUUAGGGGAAACGGUUGAAAGAAAUUUGUGAUAUUUUUGUAAUUUUAUUUGUUUUAACUCAAUGUGAAUUAUAUUAAUAUAAAUUAAAACAUUUAGCCAUUGUAUCAAACUAUCUGGAUAUAACAAUAAAGCUUUCAUGAUA
Molecule: messenger RNA, 27436 nt
Organism: Photinus pyralis (common eastern firefly)
Lineage: Eukaryota; Metazoa; Arthropoda; Insecta; Coleoptera; Lampyridae
Product: titin-like
Exons: 14
Coding region: 1-26640 (8879 amino acids)
Biological process (GO): signal transduction
Molecular function (GO): protein binding
Source: RefSeq, a predicted model, not a curated record